AUGGCGGCGACCACCGGGCCUCAUUCUGGAGAGAAUGAGGAUGAUCCCUCCAUGAUCGAUGCCUAUUUGCAUGAGGAUGACUUUUCGCCGCAUGAUACCUCCCCCGCAGAUCAUAAAUCUAAUCAGUCCUUACCGAUGCAGAAGAGGCGACGAGUCGGUCGCGCCUGUGACGAAUGCCGUAGAAAGAAGAUCAAAUGUGACGGGAAACAACCCUGCACUCACUGUACGGUCUAUAGUUAUGAAUGCACGUAUGAUCAGCCCUCCAACCGUCGUCGCAAUCCAGCCCCGCAAUACGUCGAAGCCCUCGAGGCCCGUAUGCACAAGGCUGAAGCUCUUCUCCGAUCCAUUCUUCCUGAUAUCAAUCUCGAUGACCCACAGCUGGACGUACAAGCCACUGAGCAGCGCCUCAUCGCUGCGCAGAAGGCGAAACAGCCGACCGGGCCACCCGCGCCGAAGCCACCCGCGGGGCCAGUCGAGCCAACCCCUGAGGGUGGGGACGAGUCACUGCUAGAGACCAUGGUCGACAACUCUGGCUGUUUAGAUCGCGAUGACCAGGGUCACUGGGAUUAUCAUGGCCAUACGUCGGGCAUCAUCUUUGUCCGCCGUCUGCGCAAACAGCUCGGUGCCGCCGAUAUGCCUAUCACACGAACGCACGGCCUUGCACAAACGCUCGAAAGCCCCAAAUCGGUUUCAGAUUCACCACAAGACUCGGCAUUGCCCCCGACGCACGAUCUGCCUCCCCGGGUGGUGGCACGACGCUUGUGUCACAAUGCGCUCGAUGACGCCUGCAGUUUGAUGCGUUUCGUGCAUGAGCCAUCUUUCUUUGCUAGCCUCGAGCGCAUUUAUGACAAAUCACCUGAACAAUACACAAACGAAGAGAACUCAUUUUUGCCGCUUCUGUUUAUCGUUAUGGCAGUAGGAUGUUUGUUCUCGGACGACGGAGUGGGUACACUCGACGUAGCUGGGUACGAAGGUGCCAUCGGUCAAGGAUUCCAAUUUUUCAAGGCUGGGCGGCAGCUUUUGGAGGUUACAGAUUGCCGAGAUCUGACUUCGUUGCAAGCUAUUUGCUUCAUGGUUCUAUUCCUUCAAUCCUCUGCCAAACUUAGUACGUGCUAUUCAUAUGUGGGGAUCGCGCUCCGCUCGGCACUACGAUUGGGCUUGCACCGCAAUGUAGUAGCGGACUUCAAUCCGAUUGAGCGAGAGCUGCGUAAGCGCAUAUUCUGGGUGGUACGGAAAAUGGAUGUCUAUGUCAGCACGUUACUGGGUCUUCCGCAGAUGCUGAGCGACGAUGAUAUUGACCAAGAGCACCCCUUGGAAAUUGACGGAGAGUUUAUUACCGCAGAGGGGAUCAUGCAGAUGCCCACAGAUUAUACCCCUCUAAUGGCCGGUCCAAAUGCACAUACCCGCCUUUCCAACAUUAUCUUGAAGGUGGUAAAGUACAUUUACCCGGUGAAAAACGCGCGUUAUCGCUCCAAGUUUGAUCAGCGAUAUAUGGUCAGCCACUCUAAGAUCCGCGAAAUCGAGCGCGAUCUUCAAAAUUGGAUGGAGGAACUGCCCCCAGCUCUCCGCCCCGGUACAGAGGUGUCCCCUCAGCUUGAAAGGAUUCGUCAGUUGCUCCGCAUCAGCUAUGCUCACGUGCAGAUGGUCAUGUACCGUCCAUUCUUACACUACGUAUCUGGUGGAUCUCAAGCGCGUGGCGUCGACAAGCGUUCUUAUGCCUGUGCUGCGGCUUGCGUCAGUGUGUCCCGCAACAUCGUUCACAUCACGACCGGGAUGCACAAGAGGGGACUUCUUAAUGGAUCUUUCUGGUUCACCAUGUACACAACCUAUUUCGCCAUCCUUUCCUUGAUAUUCUUCGUGGUUGAGAACCCUGAUUCUCCCACGGCCAAAGAUGGCGUUCUCAAGGAUGCCAUGGAGGGUAAAGCCACCCUGGCUGGCCUAGCCAAGAAAAGCCUGGCGGCGGACCGCUGCUCUCAGAGCUUGACUUGCUUGUUCAAGACCUUGCCAGAGAUGUUGAAGAAUCGCCAGAGCUCCAAGACACCAGUGAAUCUCAAGCGACCAGCGCCAUCUAGCAUUUCCGCAGAGCCAGAGCAGAUCAAGGUUUCAUCAGAGCAAACCACCUUGCCUCAUCGCUCAAGCACAUUCCCCACCCAGAUGAUGCAACAGUCUCCAAUGUUGGACCCUUCCAGCCGUCGACAAAAGAGCCUGGAUACCACCCAGGCCAUGAACAAUCGCCCUUCUGACAACGGUAACCAGUCGGCCUGGAUGGCCUCCACUCCUGAGCUGUUGACAGAAACUAUGGCCACACCGGAACCCAUGACAACCACCUCGAUGAACGCCUCGAUGGCCAACCAAGAACCGUCGAGUAUGGCGUGGUCGCAGCAGUUUACUAAUCCGAGCAACCUUCCGGAUCUCAUGCCUAUCAUGUUCCCCUCCGACGACCCUUUCGCGUAUCCCACUCAGCCCAUGUCCACUCUGGAAGAUGACCACUUCCGAAAUGAUCAUUCAGGCAUCUCUUCCGCCCAGUACCCAUACGACUCAGCCUCAACAGGCAUGGUGAACUCACCGAGUGACCCAAGUGUUACCACUCCAGGAUUUGACUUUACGAACCUCCCCGGUUUUGGGACAUCUGGGAUCAAGUCAUCAGUGCCCAGUCGCCUUCAUGCUCCUCCACAAUCAUUGACAUCGCCUCGCGUCCACUCUCCAAUCUCCCAAAGCCAUACCCCGACCGAGGCUCUAAGCAGUCCUGACCUGGUUUCCAUUCCUAAUCAGAACUUCGUUUGGCAAGGUUAUAACUUCCAACCGACAAACGGGAACAUCGCCCCUGAUCAGCCUAUGCAGCAAGAGCCGUCUACCAGUGGGGUCCCGGACUUCAACAUGGGUCUUGAUGAGAAUAAUAUGGGCAUGAACAUGGAUCUGGGCAUCUCAUUUGAUGACCUGUUCGGGAACAACACCACCUGCCGCCCUGGUAACGGCGCAACCAACGAUGAGUGGACCCAGUGGAUGAAUGCCGGGGUAUAA
Penicillium longicatenatum is the source of this 3021-nucleotide messenger RNA. RefSeq names its product putative C6 transcription factor (Mut3). The record is from RefSeq and is a predicted model, not a curated record. Gene Ontology annotation, biological process: positive regulation of transcription by RNA polymerase II; DNA-templated transcription. Gene Ontology annotation, molecular function: sequence-specific DNA binding; zinc ion binding; DNA-binding transcription factor activity, RNA polymerase II-specific. Gene Ontology annotation, cellular component: nucleus. Bases 1 to 3021 code for a protein of 1006 amino acids. NCBI's taxonomy places the organism in Eukaryota, Fungi, Ascomycota, Eurotiomycetes, Eurotiales, Aspergillaceae. The transcript has 5 exons.